GUCCGGUCGGUGAGGCGGAGGGAGCGGGUGCGGUUACUGAAGCUGGCAAACUCCCGUGCCGCCCUCCCCGCGGAGAGCUGGAAGCCGGGGCGGGAACUUAGAGCUCCCGGGGUCUGAUUUCCGGCGGACACUAUUAAAUAUCGGACUCCUCGGAGAUGGCGGAGCUGGGGCCCCGUUCCGAGCCCCCCGAGGAGGACUUCAAGAAGCCGGUCCUGCCCUUGCCCCCGGGCCCGGGAGAUCAUGCCCCGGGCCCGGGAGACCGUGCCCCGGGCCCCGACCCCCGGGCGCGGGAGAAGCGGAGAGAGGAGAAAAAGGAGCCUCCGCCGGCCGGCGGUCUCGGAGAGCAGGGCGCCCGGCCGGCCCGGCGGCGAGACGUCGGGGAGGACCCCGGACCCGGGCCCCCCGCCGAGGGCAAGCCGCGGCAGGCCAGGGCAGCGACUGGGGCUCCUCCGGCUGGAGGCCCCGCUGCGGCUCCCCCCUACAAGGAGCCCGAAUGGGGAGGCCCUCCCGACGCUCCCUACAGCCUGGAGACCCUAAAGGGCGGGACCAUCCUAGACAACCGCAGCCUGGCGGGCCGGAGCCGCUGCGUGUUCGGGCGGCUGCCCGGCUGCGACGUGCUCCUGGAGCACCCUUCGGUGUCCCGCUUCCACGCCGUGCUGCAGCACCGGGCGCCGGGCCCGGCGGGGGAAGGAGACCCCGGCGCACCCGGCUUCUACUUGUACGACCUGGGAAGCACCCACGGCACCUUCCUCAACAAAGCUCGCGUGCCGCCGCGCACCUACUGCCGCGUCCGCGUGGGCCACGUCCUCCGCUUUGGGGGGAGCACCCGGCUCUUCGUCCUGCAGGGACCAGAAGAGGAUAAGGAGGCAGAAUCCGAGCUGACGGUGACUCAGUUGAAGGCUUUGCGAAAGCAGCAGCGGAUGCAAUUAGAGAAGAAGAUGUUGGGGGAAGACUCGGACGAGGAAGAGGAGACAGAUGCCCCAGAAGAGACGAGAACUAGUAGUCAGGACAUUGAGAUGGGCUGUACUUGGGGAAUGGGAGAAGAUGCUAUUGAAGAUGAAGUUGAAGAGAACCCCAUUGUUAUAGAGUUUCAACAAGAACGUGAAGCAUUUUAUAUAAAGGAUCCCAAAAAGGCUCUGCAGGGGUUCUUUGAAAGAGAAGGAGAAGAAUUAGAAUAUGAAUAUGAUGAACAGGGACACAGUACCUGGCUUUGCAGAGUUAGGUUGCCUGUGGAUGAUUCAUCAGGGAAACAACUGGUGGCUGAGGCCAUUCACUCAGGAAAGAAAAAGGAAGCAAUGAUUCAGUGCUCCCUGGAAGCCUGUCGAAUGCUUGAUGCUUUGGGUUUGCUACGUCAGGAGGCGGUAUCUCGAAAAAGGAAAGCCAAGAACUGGGAGGAUGAAGAUUAUUAUGACAGUGAUGAUGAUACAUUCCUUGAUCGAACUGGCUUGGUUGAGAAGAAGCGACUUAACAGGAUGAAAAAAGCUGGAAAAAUUGAUGAUAAGCCAGAGACUUAUGAUUCACUGAUUGGAAAGUUGAAUAAUGCAGAGAAAGAACUUGCUGAGAUUUCAGAGAAGUUGAAAGUCUCAGGCAAAACACUGUCAGAAUCUACACCUCAGGAUUCUUUGGAUGCAUUCAUGACAGAAAUCAAAUCAGGGAGUACAUUAGAUGGUGUGUCCCGGAAAAAGCUUCAUUUAAGAACCUUUGAGCUGAGGAAAGAGCAGCAGAGACUUAAAGGGCUGAUUAAACUUGUGAAACCAACAGAGAUGCCAGAGCUAAAAAAGACUGAAAACCAGGCUGAAAAUGUGGAAAACAAGCCUAAAAAGUUAACAUUGCCUCUUUUUGGUGCAAUGAAAGGAGGAAGCAAAUUUAAAUUAAAAACUGGAACAGUAGGGAAAUUGCCCCCUAAGCGUCCAGCACUCCCUCCAAGUUUAAUAAAAAUGAAGGAUGAGCCUGAAGAAGAGGAAGAGGAGGAAGAAGAAGAAGAGCACAAAGAAGAAAUAGGAUCACUGGAUCAUGCAUCUCUUAAAAUGGAAAUGCAAUCACAAGAAGCAAUGCAAGAAAUUUGUCCAACUCCAAAUCUUUCAAAUCAGAACAAACUGAUAGACACCACUCAUGAAACAGAAUCCUUGGGUCAGCCCAGUCAGGAAGGACCAAACAGAGGAUGUCCAGAAAGUGAGGGAGAAGCCCCGGCACAAGAGGAAUCCUCUGAGUCAAAGAAUAGCUGCAAACAGAGCAAGGAAGUACUGAAGAAAGCUGCUGGUCCAAGCAAAAUACCACAAAUCCUUUCUUCAAAGUAUCCAGAAGAUGAUCCAGACUACUGUGUGUGGGUACCACCUGAAGGCCAGAGCGGUGACGGCAGGACUCAUCUUAAUGAAAAAUAUGGCUAUUGAUUUCUUCGAGCUCCCAAGUCCUUUCUUAUAUUUGUUACUACCCAAGAGGUAACAUUGUGGCACAUGCGUUAACCAGUGCAGCUUGUCAUCAUUUCAAGUUGAAUGGCCAAGGAUGAGGCAUUUGGGCGACCAUUUGUAAAAAAUCUCUUCACCCAGAUUCUUGACUUCCUGAACAGAUGACCUUUGAUCUUUGUUUCCUUUUGGAAAAGAUUCAUGUGUUUGGUGUUCCUGCAUCAAAGUGAAAGUUUGUGUAUGUAUGUAAAAUAAGAACUGUAUAUUUCCAUG
Molecule: messenger RNA, 2675 nt
Organism: Sarcophilus harrisii (Tasmanian devil)
Lineage: Eukaryota; Metazoa; Chordata; Mammalia; Dasyuromorphia; Dasyuridae
Gene: SLC4A1AP
Product: solute carrier family 4 member 1 adaptor protein
Exons: 14
Coding region: 156-2390 (744 amino acids)
Molecular function (GO): mRNA binding; protein binding
Source: RefSeq, a predicted model, not a curated record